Paramecium pentaurelia is the source of this 551-nucleotide messenger RNA. Lineage: Eukaryota; Ciliophora; Oligohymenophorea; Peniculida; Parameciidae. The record is from the annotation of a GenBank genome assembly.
AUGCAAGAUCAGUCACAAGCUUUUAUAUUAAAUUAAGAUAGAGAACAAUAAAAUUUAGAAUAAGAACUUUUAUCACAAGAUACCUAAAACAGUCAAGUAUUUAAAAUUAACUUCUAUAACAAUAUUAGAGAAAACAUUUGCUCAAGAAAUAAUUUAUUGAGAACUUUAGCAUUUAGUUUGGCUUUUAGUGAUCUAAAUUUUAUUAUAAAAUCAAAAAUGUAUCAAUUAAUAAUGACAAAUAUAAUGAGUUUCACUCCUAAUUAUAAAAAAAUAGUUCAUAUGACCAAGAUAAUCAAUCACCUAUAGAAAUUAAAUAAAAAGAAAUUAUUCCGAUAAACUUCAAAAAUAACAGGAAAGCUUAGAAUUAUUAAAAGAAGCACCUACUAAUCAAAAGGCUCUAUAUGGGUUAAGUAUAUAUAUUAUUUUUAAUUAGGUUUAAUUUUAAUUCAUAAGAGAUAAUUCAUUUAAACAGAGUAUAAUUACUAGAACUCUUAUAUUUAAAUGUAAAUAUAGCAAAGCAGAAAAAAACUAUUGAAUUUAAAAAUGGAUGA